Molecule: messenger RNA, 3551 nt
Organism: Anguilla anguilla (European eel)
Lineage: Eukaryota; Metazoa; Chordata; Actinopteri; Anguilliformes; Anguillidae
Gene: tax1bp1b
Product: Tax1 (human T-cell leukemia virus type I) binding protein 1b
Exons: 18
Coding region: 163-2703 (846 amino acids)
Source: RefSeq, a predicted model, not a curated record
AUAAGGCCAUGCACGUCAUCCGGAAAUGAUGUCACGUUGUUAUUCUAUUUCAGGAAGCAAGAAGGGGAAUGCCUUGAGAGGGGGAAAAGUGCGUCAACAACUGUUUUGCAGCAUAAACCACCUUUUACUUCGAUUUCACAUGGGAAAAAGGGGCACUCGUUGAUGGGAGAGAUGGCGUUAUACCAGGAAGGCACCUCAACUAGCAGCACCAUGGAAACAUCCAACUUUGCACACGUGAUCUUCCAGAACGUGGGGAAGAGCUACAUCCCCAGCGCUGCGCUCGAGUGUCACUACACACUCACCCAGUUCAUCAAACCGCACCAGAAGGACUGGGUCGGCAUCUUCAAGGUCGGCUGGAGCAGCGCGCGCGAUUACUACACGUUUCUGUGGUCACCUUUUCCUGAGAACUACGCUGAGGGAACCACAGUCAACAGAGUUGUGGUGUUUCAAGGAUACUAUGUUCCAAGUGACGACGGGGAGUUCUACCAGUUCUGCUAUGUCACGCACAAAGGCGAGAUCCGGGGAGCCAGCACCCCCUUCCAGUUCCGAACCAGCCACCCCGGGGACGACCUGCUGACCGUGGAGGACGAGAGCAACUCCGACAUCCUCGUGGUCACCACGAAAACUGGCCUUCUGGAGCAAAAGGUGGAGGAGGCUCGGAAGGAGAAAGAGGAGCUGGCGAGAGUUGUGGCGCUCCUGCAGAAAGAGAAGGAGCAGCUGCAGGAGGAGAGGGAGGAAGUGCAGCGAAAGUGUGAGCAGGAGCGAGAAAUCUCUGACCAGCUGAGGAAGGAGAACCAGGAGCUCCAGACUGCCUCUCAGAACCUGCAGGAGGAGCGGGAGGAGGUGAAGAGGAAGCACCAGGAGGUGACCGCCAGAGUCCACCAGCUGGAGGAGGACCUCAUCGGCGUCACACAGAAAGGAAUCCAGAAGGAGACCGAGCUGGACUGCCUGAGAGACAGAGUGAAGAAGCUGACUGUGGAGAAGGACAGCCUGGAGUCCCAGCUGCAGAACGAGCGUGAUGAGAAGGAGCUGUAUAAGGUGCACCUGAAGAACAGAGAGCUGGAGACCAGGAAGCUGACGGCGGAGCUGCAGAUGCAGAAGGUGGUGGACGUGAACAAGGAGAACAUGAUCACCCAGUUUAAAGAGGAGGUGGGGCGGCUGAGGGCGUGCCUCGCCGAGAAGGAGAAACUGCAGAAGGAGAUCCUGUCCCACAGCUCCCCUUCGACGGAGAAGGACGCGCUGAAGGAGCAGCUGCGGCAGACCGAAGAGCAGCUGCAGGCCACGCGUCAGCAGGCGUCCAUGCUGGCGUCGGAGCUGCGGGACGCGUCCAGCGCGCGCGACCGCGGCAUAUCCGACCUGCACCGCCUGCGCGUGGAGAUGGAGGCGCUGCGCAAGAGCCAGGCCGACGCCCAGGCGCAGUGCGGCCGCAUGGAGGAGCAGCUGGACAAACUGAGGGCUGCCGCCCAGCAGGGGGCGCAGGGCGGGGCAGAAGGAGGGGCGGACACAGUGACCGGGAAGGAGGCGGAGCUACAGAGGGAGGUGGAGGACCUGAAGCUGAGGUUACAUAUGGCUGCGGAGCACUACAAGGAGAAAUACAAGGAGUGUCAGAGACUACAGAGACAGGUGGCCAAACUCUCCGAGCAGCAGGGGGAGUCGAAGAAAGGUGCAGUGGCAGCAGAGAUGCCCUCGAGCCCGCAGUCUGGCAGCCCGGAGCAAGGGAGCCCCACGUCUUCCAAUAUUGCACUAGAUGCAAUUAUCCAGGAGAAACUCAAAGGCAUCAAUAAAGAAGUGAUCGAGAAAAGUGACAAGUACAAGAAAUGCAGACAGAUGCUGAGCGAGGAGAAGGAGCGCAGCUGCAUGUUCGCGGAGGAGCUGGCGAAGAUGGAGGUGAAAUGGAAGGAGCAGUUAAAGAUAAACGAGAGCCUGAAGCUGCAGCUGGUGGCAGCCGAGGAUCGAUACAAGAGCCAGGUGGCGGAGAAGGGCCGGGAGGUUAAAGAGCUGAAGGAGAAUUUGGCGCUGCUUGUCAAAGAGAAGGAGACGCUGGAAGAGGGGCUGAAGAAGAGCUCGGAGGUGAAGGGGGGCCUGGUGUCUGAGGACUCCAGUUUGGAGAGCGGCCAGCCCAUGUUCCUGCAGUACCCCCUCCCGUAUACCCAGGAUGCCCCGCCCGCUCCCCUGGUGGCCCAGCAGUCCGCAGAGCUGCGGUUUGGGAACCCGUACUCCACUCCAGACCCAGCAGCAACACGCGCUGUUCUUUCUGACCCAGAUGGAGCGGACGGUGAGUUCCCGUCAGACCAGAUGCCCAUACUGCCCCCUGUGGGACCCCCCUCCUGGGACAGUAACGUGGUGUGCAUCCAGCCCUCCCGGAACCCGAGUCGCCCCGACGGUCUGGAGGACCCCGAGGAGAACGGCAACGAGGGCGGCGCCGCUGAGCCGCCAGUGGCAGGCAACCCCCAAAAUCCCCUGGUUAACGAUGGGCGGCCUCGCUUUUGCUUUGACUCCAGCCUGGACAUUCACAAGCGCUGUCCACUCUGCGAGGUCAUCUUCCCCCCCAACUACGACCAGAGUAAGUUUGAGGAGCACGUGGAGAGCCACUGGAAGGUCUGCCCCAUGUGCAGCGAGCAGUUCCCCCUGGACUGCGACCAGCGGCUGUUCGAGAAGCACGUGCUCACGCACUUCGACGGCAACGUCCUCAACUUCAGCUAGACGCUCCCCUAUAGAACCGGAGCUGGGGGAAAUUACCUUUAGCAUCGCCCCAUUGUAGGAAUCAAGCUACGUAUACUAUUUAGUUUGUACUGCCGUUCCCAGUGGCACACGCAUACAGUCGCAUGCAGUGGUUUAGGAACCUGAAGUUCUAAUUAGCCUCCUUUCUCAAUAAUGCAUCUGGGGGAUCAGCGGUGACACUGGAGGGGGCUCUCGGUUCUCAGGAAGUCUCCGCCUCUCACAGGCCGUCUGCGGCUCAGGUGGACAGAUUAAAUGAAGACGCGAGUCUGAGGGCCACCUGGUCUGUAUCACUCUGUUGGUUUGCAGUUUAUACCGUUUGCUUUGCUUGGGCACAUAGACGUCGAGGUGGCAGUCACACACUGCACUGAAUGCUGGGAAGGAGGAGACCUUCUCCAGCUGAAGCACGUGAACCUGGGGGGGGGUUACUGCUUUGGGGUUAAGUGAUGCAAUUGCAUAUGCUCUAGUUAGACGUUUUACAUGGUAUUAUAUUAGAAUUCAUUUUAAAACAGUUUUUAAGUUUACCACCGAAUGAUUACACUAUAUUUAUGGGAAGAAACUCAGUAAAAUAAUGUCACAUGGGUAACUACUUUAGAGUCUAUAUAUUUUUUCCUCACAAUGUGACUCCAGGUCACUUCCUCGAAUGGUGACCUUUCACCCUCCUCACUUGCACACACCUGUCAUUACCUACGUACAGGGCUUCUGUUAGAUUGCAAUAUAUUUGUCUUAAGAUUUUAAUUUUUUUUGUUAGUUGCCUAUGUUCUUGAGUUAUGAUUAGCAAGACCUCUUUCUUUGUCCUGUGUUAACUAAUCUUAUAAAGUCUUUGUUUGCAA